AUGGGAGAAGGCAAUUUAACAACUUUAUUGGAGGGUGCAUGCAGUCCUGUGUGUGAGGGCUGCCACCAGCCCAUUGGUGAGCGUUUCCUGCUGCGUGUGCAUGACUCUCUGUGGCACGAGCGCUGUGUGAAGUGUGCUGCUUGUGCUGAGCCGCUGAAGAGCACCUGCUUCCUGCGAGACUCCAAAAUCUACUGCAGGCAGGAUUACCAACAACUGUUCUCAGUGCGCUGUAGGGCUUGUGUGGAGGUGAUCUCCCCGGCAGAGCUGGUGAUGCGAGCGGGUGAUGCAGUUUUCCACCUGCACUGUUUCUACUGCUCAGUGUGUGAGUGCCGGCUGCAGAAAGGAGAUCGCUGUGUGCUGGUGGGAGACAAGCUGCUCUGUACACAACAUUACCAGCACACACUGAGCAGUCCCACCACCACAGACUCAGGCCGGAGUGAGGAUGAGGAAGAUGGAGAGGAUGAACACAACCUUAAGCUGUCAGGAGACAGAAACCCCACCAGAGACGGAGACCACAAGAGACCGAAACGGCCACGCACCAUCCUGACCACACAGCAGAGACGAGCGUUCAAAGCCUCGUUUGAAGUCUCAUCCAAACCUUGCAGAAAAGUAAGGGAGACCUUGGCAGCCGAGACGGGCUUGAGUGUACGAGUCGUCCAGGUCUGGUUCCAGAACCAAAGAGCCAAGAUGAAGAAACUGGCCAGACGACAGCAGCAGCAGCAGCAGUGUCAGUCCCCUCAGGAGGAGAAUGACAGCCAAACACACACCACCGCGCCCUCUGCUGGAGGAUUUUCGGCCGAGCUGGAGAGCUUGAGCUCAUUUUUAUCUGCAGCUCAACAGCAGGAAACCCACAGCUUUAAGAUGGACCUCAGACAAGGUCUCACACCUCCUCAGAUGCCUGGAGAUCAUAUGAACCCAUAUGAUGUUACUGAUGGUUGGUACACUGACAUGGACAGUGACCUGCUUCACCCACACAGAGACUGUCUAUCAUCUGGGGAGACAUCCAUCCUGACCCCCAUUGACCGACUAUAUUCCAUGCAGGACUCUUAUUUUGCCACCUGUGUGUAAUAGUGUGUGUGUGUGUGUGUGUUAAUAGUGGCUGUGAUUUGGUAACUUCUCUGUCUAAUUUAUAUUUAAUCCUGCGA
Molecule: messenger RNA, 1145 nt
Organism: Hemibagrus wyckioides
Lineage: Eukaryota; Metazoa; Chordata; Actinopteri; Siluriformes; Bagridae
Gene: lmx1a
Product: LIM homeobox transcription factor 1, alpha
Exons: 8
Coding region: 1-1068 (355 amino acids)
Biological process (GO): neuron differentiation; regulation of transcription by RNA polymerase II
Cellular component (GO): nucleus
Molecular function (GO): DNA-binding transcription factor activity, RNA polymerase II-specific; RNA polymerase II transcription regulatory region sequence-specific DNA binding
Source: RefSeq, a predicted model, not a curated record